Messenger RNA from Tremella mesenterica DSM 1558, 1682 nucleotides. RefSeq lists its product as uncharacterized. Gene Ontology annotation, molecular function: sphingolipid delta-4 desaturase activity. The transcript is spliced from 4 exons. NCBI's taxonomy places the organism in Eukaryota, Fungi, Basidiomycota, Tremellomycetes, Tremellales, Tremellaceae. The coding region runs from base 180 to 1619 and encodes 479 amino acids. The record is from RefSeq and is a predicted model, not a curated record. Gene Ontology annotation, cellular component: membrane. Gene Ontology annotation, biological process: ceramide biosynthetic process.
ACUUCUUCAUCUCUCUCCUCCAUUUCACACAUCUCACUCGCAACCGUAAAUACUUACUACGAGAAUAGAAUCAUAGAUUCCUAGACGACUAGAGAGAUAAACCCUUACCGCUCCCUCAAGAUUCUCCAAAAUCCCACCACUUGCCAUUAUUUAGACACAACACAACAAUCACCAACAGAAUGUCUUAUUCUCGUUAUUUGACUCAUCUCAUCCGUCGACCCAUACCUAAACCUUCCAUUCUAUCGAAUACCCUCAUAAACCAAGUAGACGAUCAGACGGAUUUUUCAAAACGACUCAAUGUUCCUUCUUCCGAAGAAGUUCAUCGAACAGAGAUCGAAUCAGAUUCGACCAUAGAGGAUGUUUCCAGUGCUUAUUCUCCUUCUGAAUUAACUAUAUUGGAAGAAGAGAAAGACUUCAUCGAUCCUUUACCUGAUUUUCUUUGGAUGACGACUGAAGAACCUCAUAGAAGUAGGAGGAUGGCUAUUUUGAAGGUACAUCCUGAGAUCCGUAAACUCAUGGGGCCGACCUCUCUAACAUUCCCCCUAGUCAUUCUAGUCCUUAUAUCCCAAAUCACCCUCUCUGUAAUCUUACGAAAUUCACACCCUUUCUCUAUCAAGUUCAUACUCACCGCUUAUAUCCUAGGAGGGACGUUCAACCAAAAUACUUUUUUGGCGAUACAUGAAAUCACCCACAAUUUAGCAUUUCGUUCUCUUCGAGCGAAUAAGAUAUUGGCAAUAAUUGCAAAUUUCGCUAUUGGAGUACCAUACGCCAUGGCAUUUAAAGGAUAUCAUAUUGAACAUCAUAAAUUUUUAGGAGAAGAUGGUAUCGAUACGGAUUUACCUAGUAGGUUAGAAGCUGUUUUGUUGAAUAAUGUUGCUGGGAAAACUUUCUUUGCAACAUUCCAACUCCUCUUCUACGCCCUGAGACCAGGAUUCAUCAGAUCUCAAACUUUCACUCGUUGGCAUCUUUUAAAUCUCAUUUCAGUUCUUACAUUCGACAUUUUACUCGUUUCUGUAGCAGGAUGGAAUUCACUCAUCUAUCUAAUCAUGAGUUCUUUCUUCGCGGGAAGUUUACAUCCUUGUGCUGCUCAUUUCAUCGCGGAACAUUAUCUUAUGCAACCUGCUCCGGAAGUGGGGAGUGUACAGGAUUUAGCACAAGAGACUACUAGUUAUUAUGGUUGGUUGAAUGUUUUGUGUUAUAACGUCGGAUAUCAUAACGAACACCACGACUUUCCUUCCGUCCCAUGGACUCGUUUACCUAAACUUCGUGAAAUAGCACAUGAAUUCUACGAUCCUUUACCUUCUCAUUCAUCUUGGCCAUAUGUGACUUGGAAAUUCAUAACUGAUUCAAAUGUCGGAAUGUGGAGUCGGGCUAAACGGACUGGAAGGGGAGAGAGGAUAUCGGAACAUGUUUGGACACCGAAGGAAGGUAGCAAUCUUGAUCGUAUGGGAGGUUCUGAAUACGUUCAUAUUGGAGGGAGAGGGGAUGAGAUGAAGGUGGAAGGGAAUGGUGGUGUGGAAGUAAGAAUGGAGGUUGAAUUAUGUGAAGAGAUUAAGAAAGGUAUGAAAGAAGCUACUGAAAGAGGAUAUGGUAGUGAUCCGGAAGAAUGCGAAGAAUGAGACUUUUGUGUGAUAGAUUUUAAACACGAUGAUAUCAUGGGACAAUGCAACGUUUUACCUUUC